UCAGUUUUAAUUUUUGCAUUUGAUGGACAACUGUUUCUGUAACUGCUUCAAAGAACGAUACAGUAAAUUAACAGUAUAAUAUAUUAACAAUAUAUAUUAAAACUUGUCUUAAAAUGUCUCCCUUCUCUUAAAAAUAAAUUUAUCUUUGAAGUUUAAGUAGUCUUGUAAAAUCCACGGAAAAUGGCAAUGGAGUAACUUUCCGACCUGGGGCUGAUGUAUCAAUGGACAUUAAUGUAGCUGGUUUUGGAGCUGAAUCUUCUAUUGACAGAGCAAUGCAAAUGAAUGAGAAUUUUGCUUUGGAAACUGGGAAGCAGCCAAUUACAUUUGAGAAUCCUAUGUACGCAACAAAAGACACGAGAGCUGACAAUGUGAUCAUAGCAUCUCCAACAGUGGUAACUGCUUCCAGCAGUGAAGGAAACGAAAACUUUGAGAAUCCGGUAUACGCUACACCUGUAUCUGCUGAUACAGCUCAGCCUUCGGCAAGUACAGAAACAAUCCAGGAAUCAAAAUGGAGCUUCUUUAAAAGAAAAAUGAAACAAAGUACUAACUUUGAAAAUCCCAUCUAUUCAGAGAUGGAGAAAGAACAGCAAGGAGAAGCUGAAAGUGCCCCUUCCUCCUCUCCAUCACUGCCUCAGAAGAUUAUUUUGAAAAGAGACUCACCGUUAGCCUAUUCAGCGACUGAAGAUUCAUUUAAAGACACUGUCAAUCUAGUUAAAGAGGAUUCUAUUGUAUAACCAAUUCAGUUAGGGAAUCUCUAGACACAACCAUUUGCACAUACGUUUUUUGGUAAACAGAAGGAAGAAAAAUGGUUCAUAUUUCUGUGAGGAAAUAUUUUUAGCCUUAGAUGGAAACAUGUGUCAAACCAUGCCUCAUUGUUCUCUUCUUUUUCUCUUCUUCUUCUUUUUUUUACACACGCCAAUGCCUAUUUUUAUGAGUAAUUAUCACAGUGUACUAUAUGUAUAUCUUUGCACUGACACUCUGAAAGUAAUAUUAUAAAUAUGCUGUACAUUUGUAAAUUUCUAAAAGAUUAUCAGGUUGUUGAUGUCAAUAUUCUAAAAUCGUAUCACUAGGGAUAAAUCCUCUAUAUAAUAUAAUUAUACUAAAUAAUGUAGAGGAGAGCAUAGUGACCAUCUACUGAAUUGCCAAGACUUUUGGAACUAUAUUUAUAGGCAGACUCUGCUAAAUAUGCACUGGUGUUACUGUGCAUUUCUCUGUUUUAUAUGAAAAAAAAUGGCCCUUUUUUAUAUCAUAUAGAAGAUGACAGCUAAUUGUUCCAAGGAACAAAACAAAACAAAACAAAAUGGCACAAACUUUAUUUUGUAUUAAACGUUUGCCUUUUGAUUGGAGAACCUCCUGAUUAUCAGUGAAAUAAUUCCAUUCUAGACUGAAGUCUGUCUUUCACAUUUUAUUAAACCGAUAGUAACUGGGUAUCCAAAACACUUGAUUAAAGAACUGUUUUAGGAGGCAUAAUUUCAUCCCUUUGCGGAAAAUCUGUGUGCUGCUGCAGGAAUGUUUAACCUGCUGUUUUGUUUUAUAUUCCUGGUCUAACUAUUAAUGUAGAAGUCCAGGCUAAUAAAUUUAUAAUGUAUGAAACUUCUGCUCUUUGAAUAUAUAUUAAUUUUCAAAGUGAAAUGCUAUCCCUGUUUUUAUGUUUUUGUUGCCUUGAUGGGUACUGUGAUUAGAAAAAGAAAACUGGAAUAUGCUGCUGCUGAA
Messenger RNA from Ahaetulla prasina, 1713 nucleotides. Its product is annotated as low-density lipoprotein receptor-related protein 2-like. The transcript is spliced from 5 exons. The record is from RefSeq and is a predicted model, not a curated record. The coding region runs from base 222 to 734 and encodes 170 amino acids. Lineage: Eukaryota; Metazoa; Chordata; Lepidosauria; Squamata; Colubridae.